AUGGCAGAUAAGAGGAAACUACAAUGUGAUAUUGACAGAACCCUAAAGCGAGUGCAGGAAGGUCGUGUCGCCUUUCAGGAAAUCCUUGAUAAAUUUGAAGGUUCUAAUAAUCAAACCCAGAAGGAGAAGUUCGAGGCUGACUUGAAGAAGGAAAUUAAAAGACUUCAGCGAUUCCGGGAUCAAAUCAAGACUUGGCACACAUGUAACGACAUAAAGGAUAAGCGACCACUGUUGGAAGCCCGAAAAUUAAUCGAAAUGGAUAUGGAAAGGUUCAAAGUCAUCGAAAAGGAAACGAAAACUAAAGCUUAUUCGAAAGAAGGGCUCCUUUCUGCUGAUGCUAAAAAAGACCCAUUGCAAAAAGAAAAAGAAGAGCUUGAUGAGUGGCUAAAGCAAUCAAUUUCUGCUUUGCAAACUAAGUCAGAAAGGUACGAGUAUGACCUAGAAACGUUAUCCACUACGGGUAAAAAGAAACGUGUUGAUAAGGAGAAAGCAGCCCUUUUGGAGGAGAAAAAGCAAAAGCUGGAGUUUUGUGCGUAUCACAUCGAAAAGCUUGAAACGGUCAUGCGGCAUUUAGACAACGAACGUCUUGAUUGUUCAAAAGUUCGGUCGCUAAAGGAUCCUAUUGAAUAUGUCAUUGAAUCAAUCGAUGAUGUUAGCAUGGAGGAUUAUCGGUCCUUGUACGAGGAUAUGCAUUUGGAAGAUAUAGGAGAUGGUUCGGUCGUGACGCCAAAUGCUUUGGUUGCACCGGGAUUUCUCGAUUACGAUUUAAAUUCUCCAGUCGCUCUUUCGACCGCCACAAAAGCUGGAAAUGACGACGAUCCAACACUAUUUAGCUCUUCUCUGCCUCCUGGUUCUUCUACUUCCUCGAACGCCUCCUCCCGCGAGCGGCCGAAGACCUCUUUAGAGGAGAAGUGCAUAUUCAACCCUACUUCCCUGUCCUCUACUAGCACUCCGGUAAAGGAGAAGAAGGAAAAGAGUGCUAAAUCACAGCCUGCUUCUGCAUCCGUUAACCAAACGCUCCCUUCUUCCUUCCACUUGCCUGGGUCUUCCACUGCCACACCUUCAUCGAAUAAGAAAUCUUUUGCAGGUGCUGCUGCCAAGCACCAGCAACCUGAAGCCAUAAAACCGGAAUUUGAUCGACUAACAGUUCCCAUUCCCGAUUCUGCUCCGAUUCAUCGUGAAAACUACGCGAAAGUGGCUGGAGAUUUAAAAAAGGAUAAGUCUAAGAAGGAACUACACCAGCAAUAUGAAUUUGAUCCCAAAACUGUCAUCUCCUCUUCGUCUGCGACUCCUACUAAAAAUGAAAAACGGAAGGUCGAAGAAGCCAAGGAGAGGGCCCAAAGUAGCGAUUCUGCUGUUUCGAUAAUCAAGCUUCCAUCUCCCACUCAUACACCAUCUGUUGCUGUGGAUGUGGUGUCUGUUUCCGUUGCACCGCCUUUGACUUCAGUCUCACUUAAUUCGGUCACUUCUAAGUCCUCCGCAUCUACCUCUCAAGCUUUGACUACUGCUAAUGUUGCCCCAGCUAUGAGUAAACUGCAGCAGGAGCAGCGACCUUCCCCUGCUCCUUUCGUUCUCGUCCAUCCCCGUGAUGCUUUAGCACCUUUUCGUAAUCAACAUCUGGAUAAGCAGCGUACGCUUCCCCCAGAGCUUCGAGCUCAGUUGCAAGCGCUAGAGAUUGCCUUCCGACGUUCGCCUCUGCCCACCGACAUUUUUAAAUCGCGUAUGCUCGUCACGAAGCGGCCAAUAAAUGUGCCCAGCUUUUUUCCGCUGGAGCCAUUCAAGGGGCACGACCUGGAAGAGUACUACAUGAAGAUGGACGCACAGACACUCUUCUUCAUUUUCUACUAUUUCGAGGGCACAAGAGCCCAAUACUUUGCGGCAAAGGCGCUCAAGCGCAUGUCAUGGCGCUUUCACACCAAAUAUAUGUACUGGUUCCAGCGUAACGAAGAGCCUAAACAAAUCACCGAAGAGUUUGAAUCGGGUGCCUACGUAUUCUACGAUUUCGAAACCAUGAGCCAGCGGAAGAAGGACGAGUUUGUUUUCCUCUAUAGCUUUCUUGAGGACAAUGAUUUAUAG
Messenger RNA from Echinococcus granulosus, 2076 nucleotides. RefSeq names its product CCR4-NOT transcription complex subunit 3. Gene Ontology annotation, cellular component: CCR4-NOT core complex; P-body; nucleus. Gene Ontology annotation, biological process: regulation of DNA-templated transcription; nuclear-transcribed mRNA poly(A) tail shortening. Lineage: Eukaryota; Metazoa; Platyhelminthes; Cestoda; Cyclophyllidea; Taeniidae. Bases 1 to 2076 code for a protein of 691 amino acids. The transcript has 3 exons. The record is from RefSeq and is a predicted model, not a curated record.